GAAGAGUUGUGAAAUGAGCAUAGACUGGGCCUUGAGUUUGGCGUCAUCAGCGCAGUGAGGGCAACACUGACACGCAUGAAGCUACUCUGCGCCAUAUUGACUAGUGGCAGCCGGCUAGCUGGGCGAGAGGCCAGCUACCUUUGAUUCAACUAUUAAAGAUGUCUAGGGGACCUCAGAUCCUGACCUGGUCUUGUCCCAUAAAGCCAUUGCUGCUAUUGAGAGAAUCCCAUGUCUCUGCUUUAUCUGAGCACACUGGUGCUGCUUGGCAUGGUGCAAGAGCAGUGAAGGAAAGGAGAUAUGAAGUGAUCCAUGGAAGUAAGGUGAGGUCAUCAUUGUCCACAGAGACUGUAUCCUGUUCAACACAGCUGUCUGUAUUUAGCAUGGACUGUGAUAAUCGUCAGCUGAGAAAGGCUUCAUUUCAAAACCUCCUAUCCAAAGCCGUUUUGUCCAGCCAUCAUCAUCAACACCUCAAAGCUGUGAGCAUUUACCAGGACUGUUUAAUCAACACAACUUGCCUUAAACCCCAGAGAAGGCCUUGGGACAUUUGCCAGCCUUCACUCAGUUUCACCAAUAAGACUCCGUGUAACCUUCUUCAAAGCCAUUUAUAUUACAAACAGCACUUUGUUAGACCUUUCAGCUUGUCGACACAUACGGCAUGGAUUUUGAAACACUUUCACAGUCGACUCCAACCCUCCAGCCUCUCAUUUCACCAAACCAGAGCUGUUCAUCAGGUUGCCCCUCAUGUGGCAGACGCCUGGAGAGACUGUCUGUCCCUGGAGAAUGAAAACAGGUGUCGACAGAGCCUGAGGCCCAACUUGAAGCUGUACGAGGUGGACAAGGGGAGAAAAGGGGCGAGCCAGGGAAAGAACCAGGGGAAAUGGGCGUCAGUCCUGGUCUCUCUCUGCUCUGUUGAGGGGGAGCCGGUGUUUCUCUUCACUCUGCGCUCCAGUACACUGAAGGGCAGGCACAAGGGAGAUGUCAGUUUUGCAGGAGGAAAGAGUGAUCCCUCAGACAGAGAUGUGGUUGCCACAGCGUUGAGGGAAGCCAGGGAGGAGCUGGGUGUUAAUGUGGCAACAGAGAGGGUAUGGGGCAUCCUGAAGCCUCUCAGGGACAUGUCAGGGAUGAUGAUUGCUCCUGUGCUGGCUAACCUCGGUCCCCUAGAGGAGUUGUCCUUCAAACCCAACCCCGGAGAGGUGGAGGAGAUUUUCACCCUGUCCUUGUCCCACUUGUGCAACCCUCAGAACCGUGGCUACACACACUUCCGCACCGGUGACAAGUACGGAUACACCCUCCCAGUGUUUCGGAACGGGAAGCAUCGAGUGUGGGGCCUGACGGCCGUCGCCCUAGACCAUACCCUGAAACUCAUUGUCCCUCCUUAGGAGCUUAAUCACAGUUACUUUACAGUUUACAGUACACACACAGUACUAAAUCAGAACUAUCAUGUGACUCCAAGAUUUGAUUCUGACAAAUGAGCAGUCAAGCUUUGUGUAGCAAAAUCAUGUCAGGACUAAUUUACGAAGUUAAAGUCCUUUCCUUUCUGGGAGUAUCACAGUCAGGAGAAGGAUUUUUCCACUUGUGCACUUUCUGAGCCUCAGGUGUAUACGAAUCUCUAUUGAAUGCCAGCUGUGUUGAUGUCACUGAUAAAGAGCAGGUGUUGGAAGUCUUGGCCAUUCAUUUGGUGAAUAGCUAUGGAGUAACAUCAAACAGCAAUGCCAAUAUUUUGUUAUACCUGAUUGAUUCUUACCUGAACACUAUCAGGUUUUUCCUUAAUUUGUCCCCUGUCUGUAUACAGUAUAAUGGACUGCUUUAUUUUUAAAUGCUUACAAAUCCUUCUUUAAUUAAGCCUCACAUCUUUACAACCGGUUACCAAUUAAAUUGUUUUUUACAAGUUAAAUCAGUGAGUCACUGAGAUAACUUUUGCCAUGUGAGUUUCACAUGAUGCUUGUGUUUGUUACAUUUUAUCAUGUCUGCUCAGCAGACAACAGAGUUCAUGAUUUCCAGUGUGAUUCAGCUCAUGCCCAUUUUAUCUCACACUAGAUAAAAUCUGGACUGUUAUAAACACUGACAUGAUGUAAGCACACCAUGUGGUGUUGAUGAACAAUGCAAUAAAGGUUGUUUUAAAAGGUA
Siniperca chuatsi (mandarin fish) is the source of this 2127-nucleotide messenger RNA. RefSeq names its product nudix (nucleoside diphosphate linked moiety X)-type motif 8 (gene nudt8). NCBI's taxonomy places the organism in Eukaryota, Metazoa, Chordata, Actinopteri, Centrarchiformes, Sinipercidae. Gene Ontology annotation, molecular function: coenzyme A diphosphatase activity. The coding region runs from base 159 to 1379 and encodes 406 amino acids. The transcript has 5 exons. The record is from RefSeq and is a predicted model, not a curated record.